AAUCCCCAACCCCUCAACUCACAACCUUGGGGAAGGAUCCCAUUGCACUUUCUUCCUCUUAUACCGUUUAGUUCUUUCAACCAAAAGCACAGCUUCGAAAUUCAAGACAUAUAAGCUCCUCCCCAACACACAAAUGCAUGUGUGCAUACACACACACACACACACACACACACACACACACCCCAGCCAUCUAUUUCCUUGACCCAUAGCCCAGCAGCAACUAUUUUUACAUUUUCUGGUAUUUUUCUGGAGAUUUAAAAAAAUUCCAUUUUGGGUGUAUAUUCUUUGUCCGUUUUUAUAUACAAAUGGCAGAUGGCAACACAAGAAGCUUUGCACCUGGCUUUGCUUGUUGAUGGGAGACUGGGAACCAGCCUGCAUCCAGUAUCUACAUCAGGGCUGGGGCAAAGUACUGGCUGGGUUUGAGGUUGAAUCUGCCUCUCCCCUAGUCCAUCAGCAGCUUAAAAUACUACAAUCCACUGGUCUGUUCCAGAUAAAACCUUCCCUUCCCUGACUCUGUGGCUACAGCAUUGGAGCUGCUGCCUAGGCUAAAAUUAGGUAGAGGAAUUGGGGGAUUGAAAAUUAAGUGACCCUGACCAUCCCCGGUAAAACAAAGACCUCAGGGAGUCAUGUCCUAAUCAGCAACUCGGAGAGCACUCAGUCUCCAAGAAGUCACAAGAGCUGGGGUUGGUGGCCUCCGAAAAAUCCAGAAACUGAACUUCAGGACGUCUCAGGGUGGUAGUGACACCCAGCAAAGGUUGGACAGAUUUCCCCCUCAAUUUUGCGCUUUCAACCUUGAAGCCAGAGAGGAUGAGAAGGGCUUCCGCAUUUGGAGCACUGAAAUUUGGACUGUGCAAAGUUAGAGAUGACUCCCUAAAGAGGCAGUGAUCUCCCUAUCAUUGGAGAAUUUGAUAGCUGUCAAAAUGCAAGUUGCAUCUUCCUCAUAUUUCAACACCAGAGUCCAGAUAUGCAGAAGCAACAGCCCACCCUGCCAGGCUUUCCAUGCGGUGGGAGUUUUCAGGAGGUGUCCACUGUCUCCCACCUGAUUCAGAAUUACAUGCACAAGCCUCUGCCAUGGCCUAGAAGGCCCUGAGCUGUCUGCCACCCCCACAUCUCCACCUUGCCUCCUGCUACUGUCUGCUAGCUCACUAGACUCACGCCAGCCCUUCCAGGCCCCUUAGCCGUAUGUUUUAGGCAUAUGUCUCAGUCACUGCAGGGGCUUUGCAUUCAUGGUCCUUCUGGCUGGCAUGUUCCCCCCUCCAUGCUCCCUAAGCCCCACACUCCAGAACCACAGGGUUCCUUCCUCCACAUCAUUUGGGGCCUCUCCAUAUCUCAAGAGGCAUCUUCUUUGAUUCUUCAGCCCUUUGUUCCACUUUAUUUCCUUUCACAGCAUCCACUGCCACCAGCAUUGACAUCACGAAUCUUUGCUCAGUGUCCAUCUUUCCCACCUAGAAGGCCCUGCAAGGGCUUCUCUUGCACGCUCCAUAAAUGCCGAUCGACAGCAGCAGAGACACAGUGCCAACACCCAUCCUGCUCCUUCUGCCCAGGACAGCCAGGCACCUGCCAUCUCUGGCUCAGUCUUCUAUUUCCUUCUGCAGAGGGAAGCCUGGAGCCACAGAUUGAAGAUCUGAUUAACCGGAUUCAUGAGCUUCAGCAAGCAAAGGAGAAAUCCAGUGAGGAACUGGGAGAAGCCCAAGCUCUUUGGGAGGCCCUGCGUCGGGACCUGGACUCCUUGAAUGGAGAGAAAGUGCACCUAGAGGAGGUUUUGAGCAGGAAGCAAGAGGCACUGCGGACCCUCCAGCUGUACUGCCAGAGGAAGGCGGAGGAGGCACAGAGGAACUACAUGUUGGCAGAGCACACAGAGCAAAUUUCUAUCCAAAACUCUCAGAUCACAGAGACUCGAGGACAGAGGAAGCUGGGGUUGCCCAUGGAAGAACAGCUGGAGGAUUUGAGAGGCUCGCACAAGGACCUCUGGGAAUUCCACAUGCUGAAGCGGCGACUGGCCUGGGAGAUCCGUGCCCUGCAGAGCAGCCAGGAGCAGCUGCUCACCGAAGAGAGGCAGGCGCUGGCCCGGCUGGAGGACGUGGAGCGGCUGCUGCUUGCGCCGCCCGAGGCCCCCGCCGCCCGGACGGCGAUCGGCGGGCUGAAGGCGGAGCCGGAGAAACUCCGGGGGGAGGCCCCCGCCCAGACCCGGAGCACUCCAGAGGACCGUGCCGGCUCUGGAGAGCAGGCCGGCCCCCAGCUCCCCAGUGAGGGCGACCUGGCGCCACCGAUGGAGCUGGUCCCGACGGCACCCCCAGGCCAGUAGGACCCACCCGGCCCCACCUUCCUUCAAGCUCGCCCGGAAAUAAAGGCCACGUUUGCGGACCCUG
This is a messenger RNA of Bubalus bubalis (water buffalo), 2369 nucleotides long. RefSeq names its product synaptonemal complex central element protein 1 like (gene SYCE1L). Gene Ontology annotation, biological process: synaptonemal complex assembly. The transcript is spliced from 10 exons. Bases 1196 to 2305 code for a protein of 369 amino acids. Gene Ontology annotation, cellular component: synaptonemal complex. Lineage: Eukaryota; Metazoa; Chordata; Mammalia; Artiodactyla; Bovidae. The record is from RefSeq and is a predicted model, not a curated record.